This is a messenger RNA of Hypomesus transpacificus, 5353 nucleotides long. RefSeq lists its product as uncharacterized. The coding region runs from base 156 to 1760 and encodes 534 amino acids. The transcript has 9 exons. The record is from RefSeq and is a predicted model, not a curated record. Lineage: Eukaryota; Metazoa; Chordata; Actinopteri; Osmeriformes; Osmeridae.
GUCUCUCUUUUGCGUGUUUGGGGCGAGAGAGAGAAGGCAGGCUAUUAGAAAGAAGAAAAAACAAACGAGAUAUUACAGAAAAUUGUAGGUUCUUGUGCCCCGCCCGCUCCCGUAGCUGGUAAAGGAUAUCCCUGUGUUUAAAAGAUUCAGUCAAGAUGAAACUAACUACUGUUGCAGUGUUUGGCACCCUUUUCUGCACUGUUCUGUCAGUGCCUCUAAAAGUCAAUGAGGAGAAAACGGCCUUCUUCGGUGAGGACGUCCAUAUUGUGGUUCCGUUGCUAGAUGGCGCUGAUGUUCUGUUCAAGCCCAGCAGCGACCCGGACUCUGUGGUGUUUCUGAUGCGCGAGGGGCGUGUGGAGAGCUCGCGCGCUCAGCUCAAUGCUCUGAACCACCUCAUAUUGGAGGACGUGGGCGAGGAGGACGAGGGGACCUACGUCAUCAAAAACAUCCAGAACCCCGCUGAUGUCAGACACAUGGUCCUCAUAGUCAGAGACUGCUCCUUGGAGCAGGUGGUGAAGUACGGAGACAUGUACUCUGUCCCGGUGAAUGGCAUUGAAAGUCCAAUCACCCUGGAGUUCAGGCCCAGCCAUACCCAGGCCAACCAGACCACCGAGCCUCCGGUCGUGGUCCUGCUGAACCAGAGUGUGACCCCCGCAGAGAACUACCAGAGCCGGCUGAGUGUGACAGACAAGAAGGUGACCCUCAACCAUGUCCGUGGUAGCGAUGAGGGCAGCUUCACUAUUCUGGACAAGGAUGGAAAGGUCCGGAAGAGGACGUGCCUCAACGUCAGAGAGCACCAGACCUUCGUCCAUCUCUCAUAUGCUACCACCUUCAAGAUGAACCUGUACCUGGACCACACCAAGGUCACUCUUAAGUACACGCCAGAGUCGGACCAUGAGGAGCGGACCAUUGUGGACCAGGGGCUGGUGGUGGAUCCAGUGGACCCGGGCUUGGAUGGAAGGCUCACGGUGGAGGGGUCCAUGAUCAUCCUGGAGCGGGUCCGGGCUAGAGACAGCGGCUGGUUCACCGUCACAGACCUGACAGGUUUCUCUGUGGCCACAAUCCAUCUGACAGUGGAGGCCUACAAGCUCCCCACCCUUUACGUAGCCAUCCUGUCCCUGCUGGGGCUGCUGGCCUUCCUGCUUCUCGUGUGCCUCCUGUCCUGCCUGUUCAAGGUGCGGCAGCGGACGGAAAAGGCCCGCAAGAUUGCCCUCAUCGCCCAGCAGGCUGGCAAAGGAGACGGGGACGCCUUCAGACAUGUGGUCCAGGAAGCCUACAACAAGUUCACUGAGGAGUCCACCUCACAGUCCACCUGGGACAACCCUACGGAGAGCACCGAGGUCACCAUCAAGGGUCUGGAGGUGUCCAAAGGCGGGCGCUACCACACCUUCUCCGACAAGAACUUCCUUGAGAUGAGUGACUCAGGGGUGGAGUUUAACUCUGCUGCUCUGCCAUUAGACAGCGACACAGAUGUCCCCCACACCUACAACUUCCACCUUGACUCUGACAGCAUUGCCGCUACUGUUGUUGCCGAGGGUGACCUGAGUGCCAACCAGAACAAUGACUCCGCCACGAGUACCAUUGGGAGCCCCGCGGCGCAGCCCGACGCCGCCCCCGACGGAGACCUGAUGGGGACCGCCACGCCGGAGAACACACCCAGGAGAGGUGACCUGGAAGCAGGCUCACCGAAAGCAACGGAGGUGGUCGAUGAAGCUCCAGCUCCAGAGGCUGGAGACCAGGCAGCUGCAGAAAGCACCUGAGAGCCACAAGGAACCCCAGAGGUUUCUUCAUCCUCAACAUUCACACCACACACAUUCUGACAAUCUGCCACUCAGUCCCAAAACUCUGCUUAGCUCCCACCACCCAUCCCCUUAACCUCUGGUUACUGCUCAUUAGUGUCAACACAUGAUCAUCCAUGACGGUUACCAUACACUGUACUCAAAUAUCAAUCACUGACACACAAACACACAGAGACACAUGCAAGAAGCUUGCCUCUGGUGCAAGAUAAAGUAUCCGUUUGUGGCAUAGCUGCAUAACAGUUCUAACGUGCUUCUGACCAAGAAAUAAAGCAAAGAAAAUUGAACAGAUUAAUUCUGUGUAUAAUGGAUAAAUGCAUGCAUCUCCUUAAGACUAGAAGCAGACAUUUCCUCCUCAGUAGAGUAAAAAGAGGCCACUCUUAAUCUAUAAUGACUGCACAGACUGCAUGUAAGCCACUCACAGAAGACUUAUAGGCGCCAAGUUGUCAGAGGGAAUAUGCCUGACACAGUAGAGCUUAGAGAACCAUACAGUGCAGGACAAAGAGUAAACCAGGGCCAUAUGGUCCCUUUACAGUCAUUCAAUACGCCCUGCAACUCAUCAGCUCCUGCAGCCAGCCACAGGAAACGCUUGUCUCAGCAGCUACAGAAUUGGGAAUGACCCCCCCCCCCCACCCACUCUUCCACCACUAAGCUCUCUCUUCUUCCCUUCAAUUGAUACAAGCACACAGAUUAAAUAACUACACCAUUCAAGAGGCAGUUUAGCUGGUGGUGGGGGUCAUCUGUACCCCUGUCAGACCUUUACAAGGUGUGAAAACGUCAACCAUGUAUGACUCAUUUUCUGCACCACAGAAGAGACAGAAAAUAUUUAAAUUGUAUUCUGAAUUUCAUUCUUAUCCUGAAACAUUCAACACCUCACAACCCAUCCCUCCCUUACACACAACCCCAACAUUAUGUUUUACUGAUUAACCUUUAGAAAAAUAGCCCUGGAAACUCCCUGUUCUAGAACUUGCAUUGGAAACCAGAAUGUAUUUGAUGGACUGUACUGGCUACACCCUGAGAUGAGUUGUUGAGAGAAAUUACUUGCAUGAAUUGAAUCCUCCAUCUUUCACUCUCUUUCAAAUACUUUCCCAAAACAAACUGAGCUUUGAGUCGAUAACAUUGAACAACGAAACCCACCCUCCUUCUGAGAGACUCAGAAGUAAUCAAAGGAGAUGGAUUAGGAGUUCCCAGAGCCAGUGGACUGAACACACAGACAUACCUGUCUCACACAUACAGACUAAACAAACCCUCAAGGGGAAGGGGAACAGAAAGAUCCAGAUUUUUAAGACUCAAUCAACUAGCUUUUCAAUAGGAAAUUUCAACUGAAAACCAUCAAACUGAAAUGAUGGAACUGACACAGCUCCCGAGUCCAUUCCCUUCAGCAUCCAGGUCAAUAGUUGGCCCUCACAUUAGUAACCCUACACUGAUCAUAGUCUGCUUACCUUCUGUGAUAAUGCUCAGAUGUCAUGUUGGAACAAACUGAAGAUGUCCAUGAUGGCCAGUGAGGUCAGGAAGAAAGGCAGGCCAACACUGGCUGUGUCAGGGGGAAAAAGCACAAACUGUUCAUAUUAUUAAUAUUAUAGCAGCUUAUAUAGGCCCUAUAUAUGUAUAUAAACACAUUCAGCAAAAAAUUAUUAUUUCCACUAUGUUUCAUAUUUCGAUUAGUUUAAUUUAUUGUUAUUAAAAUAAUCUGAAAAGGCUACAUGAGAAGAAGGUAAACAUAUUGUGUGAAAGUUAGACUACCACUAGUGUACAGUACAUGACUUGAUUAUAAUGUCAAUGGUUUUUAGUAUCCUGAUUUUGUAGAAGGAUGAAUUGAACAAUAUGAUAGAUUAUAUGAAUUUGUAAUGCUACAGACCUAAAAGACUGAUUGGGAUUUAUAAAGGGUGAAUAUGAUGGUGGUGAUGAAAAGUCCCUUAGAUCUUUUUGUACACUUCUGUACAUCAGGUAACAAUCAAGGCUGCACUCCAAUACAGAAAUGCUACUCCCUUCAAGCACCUGUCCUACUUACUUUCCACAGAUCUGUCCUAAACAUUCAUGUUGGACCAAUGAGGAGCAAUAAACACUUACCUCAGGUCUGUUUAGGGAAUAUGGAAAGAAAUGGACUUUUCUUGAAUGGUGUGCAACCCUAUUUUAUAUAAGGUUAUUUUGGAAUGUAGCCUACAUGAUAUUUCUCCACGCCUACAGUUUAGCCAAUUGAAGAAAUCAUUAUUGAAUAUAGCAAUAUCAGUGCUGUAUGAGACUUCAUACAAACACAGGGUAAAAAAAAGAUAGAAAAGUGAACAUAUUUAAGCCCAAACUACACUGACCUCCCUUCCACACUCAUGUACAUAAAUAUAUACUGCAUGCAUAUUGCCCCCAAACACUUCUUACUGCAAAGCUUAUGCUAGAUUUUAUAUCCCACAACUGCAGCAUCUUUCUCUCACUAUAUCAUCUAUUGCGACAUCCACCACCACUACUACUAGCCCUCUAUUGCUAAUCUUGAGCUUCUUUCCUCGUGUGAUAUCCUGUCAUUCUCUAGCUUUAGUGUAGCCUAUCCCAGAGUUACUGCUGCAUGCAUGACCCAUAGAUUGCCUGUGAGGCAGCACGGGAUAACUAUAUUUGAAUUGCACUGUCGAUCUUGACAUUGUCUGUCCAGGAGGUAUUUUCAUUGUCAAUAUUUACCAUUGACAAAGACUGGGAUGAUGUACCCUGCUUAAAUGCACGCACCAUUCUGUCACAAGGAUGGGACCAUUCGUAGCAUGGGCUAAAAAUAAAUCUCGUUUUUUAAUUUUACAAAAGAAAGCAGAUGGGAGAAGUCGGUAACAAAAGGUUGAAGACAUGGAGAGGAGGGGUGUGGGUUAUGGAGUAAUACAUAAAGUAUUCUAAAUUGGUUCUUAAUCCCUGUGCUGCAGGCAGUAUCUUCACCUCCGCUAAUGUAAUUUUCAUUUGUGUUUUGUUAAUUAAUCAAUUAUAUCCAGCUGCCAUUAUUUAAACCUGCUGGUUCAUUUUGUUACUGGGCUUUGUGUGCUGUGCCAAGAAUGAGUAUAUUUUUAUGUCAGUCUUGUCAAUAAUGGUUGCUACAUUAUUGAGUCCUGCACUCAUUGGUCAAGAAUGUUUGCUGAAGGUAAGAAAACCUUUAAAUGGUGACAGAACGAACAUUUAAAGUAUACACUACUUCAUUUACUUCAUGAUUGUCUUUGCAUUGGCUGUUAAUACACAUUGAACGGACAGGUUUGUUUGAUUGACUGCAGUGGAAAAAAAUCUAUCUAUUCAGGACUCAGUCUCAUGCUCAGCCAAUAAAUCACGUUAUGGGUGAAGGCUUCUCCUUUUUGUUUCAUUUUGAUGUUUUUUUAAGAUUUCAUAGAAUGGAACCAAGUAUUUGACCUGUUUUAUGAUUUCGUCUGACUUUUGAAGUUCACAGCAGAUAGGCUGCAAACUGGUAAUGAUUGACUUUUAUAAUACUUCUCUACAUGAACAAGCAAUGCCUUUGAAUGCUAGAAAUAUCUCAAGAUUAACUAUUUACUCUGUUAUACCUUUUCGCAUCAUGCACAGACUUUUUGUAAUGUUUUUCUUUC